GGCUAAACGGCCGUGUCCAAGCUCGCCUCGACUCCUCAACCCGCUCGACACUGGCAACCUCCCUCUCCUCACCACUGUCUUCCUCUGAGACGUCCGAGACGAUGGCGAGACUGAACAAGAACAACUCGGCCGUGAAGCGCAUCAUGCAAGAGGCCAGGGAACUGGCCAACGACCCGUGCACGGACUAUUCUGCGGCGCCACUCGAGGAUGACAUCUUUGAGUGGCAUUGCACGCUGCGCGGACCGAAUGGGACGGAGUUUGAGGGCGGGGUCUAUCAUUUCCGCAUCUUGCUGCCAGCAGAGUAUCCCUUCCGCCCGCCGUCGAUCAUGAUGCUCACGCCGAACGGCCGGUUCGAGCUGAACACGAAGAUCUGCAUUAGCUUUACUAGCUACCACGAAGAGCUGUGGCAACCUGCAUGGGGCGUGCGGACAGCUAUUGUCGGAUUGCAAGGCUUCUUCCCGCUCAAAGGCACAGCGGCGGUCGGUGUUGGUGCACUCGAGUACCCAGUUGCAGAGCGCAAGCGGCUAGCUGCCCUCUCGCGAGAGUGGGUAUGCCCCAAAUGCAACUGCACGAACCUCGAACUCCUCCCCGACCCUCCGUCAGAUGCCAGCCGUGCAGCACCGCCGAACGCCGAAUCACAGAUCACAGAAGUGCCAGCGGCGUCGCCCGGCCCACUCACGCCAGCCACCCCUGCUGUAAUCGCAGACGUCAAGCAGAAGGCAUCUGCCGACGAGCCGCCGCGCGCACAAGUCGAUGCUCCCUCUCCUUCCAUCCCCAUCGUCGCGCCCCGUCCCCAGCGCCCCAGUCCGCCUCCAUCAAUCCUUACCACACCCAUCGACACCACCCCUACGCCUCGGACCGUCUCGCCUCGUCCGGAUGGCGCUUCAUCAGCGCAGCUACAGCAGGCCGCUGGUCCCAAGCGCGACGCGCAGAGCUCCGGUCGGCCGCCCGUCUUGUUAGACACGGCUAUCUGCGUUCUUCUUGUCCUCCUAUUCGCGCUGAUCGUGAAGAGGUUUUUGUGAGCGUGCGCAUGAGCCUACAACACCGUUUCCUUUAUGUCUUGGUCACUUGUCAUCUCGCCAGCCGUUAUGGGACAGUCAUUCAUUAGCAUUGUGGGGCCCAGUAGUCCUGGGACGCCUGUGUACAACAUCUCUACCACUGUAUGAUAUAUCAGAUCGGAUAUGGAUUUGUCGUUCGUUCAGGUCA
Molecule: messenger RNA, 1206 nt
Organism: Rhodofomes roseus
Lineage: Eukaryota; Fungi; Basidiomycota; Agaricomycetes; Polyporales; Fomitopsidaceae
Product: UBC-like protein
Exons: 8
Coding region: 102-1022 (306 amino acids)
Source: RefSeq, a predicted model, not a curated record